AUGGUGAGAAGUCUAGCAGACCAGAUAUUUGAAUGGUGGUAUUUUCGCAAGUACGGAACAUCCUUCAUUGAGCAAGUCUCAGUGAGUCACUUGCGCCCCCUUCUGGGAGGGGUUGACAACAACUCCUCCAACAAUUCUAACUCCAGUAACGGGGAUUCAGAUUCCAACAGACAAAGCGUCUCAGAAUGCAAAGUAUGGCGAAAUCCACUAAAUUUAUUUCGGGGCGCUGAAUAUAAUCGGUACACUUGGGUGACAGGACGAGAGCCUCUGACUUACUAUGACAUGAACCUCUCUGCCCAGGACCACCAGACUUUCUUUACUUGUGACUCGGACCAUCUGCGUCCUGCAGAUGCAAUAAUGCAGAAAGCCUGGCGAGAGAGAAAUCCCCAAGCUAGGAUUUCUGCAGCUCAUGAAGCCUUAGAGAUAAAUGAAAUUAGGUCCAGAGUUGAAGUUCCCCUAAUUGCUUCCUCUACCAUCUGGGAGAUAAAAUUGUUACCAAAGUGUGCAACUGCUUAUAUUCUCUUGGCUGAAGAGGAAGCGACAACCAUUGCCGAAGCAGAGAAGCUCUUUAAGCAGGCCCUGAAGGCUGGGGACGGCUGUUACCGGCGUUCCCAGCAGCUACAGCAUCACGGAUCCCAGUACGAAGCCCAACAUAGACGAGACACCAAUGUCUUGGUCUACAUCAAAAGGAGGCUAGCAAUGUGUGCCAGAAGACUCGGGAGGACCAGGGAAGCAGUGAAAAUGAUGAGAGAUUUGAUGAAGGAGUUCCCCUUGUUGAGCAUGUUCAACAUCCACGAGAACCUUCUAGAAGCCCUCCUGGAGCUGCAGGCGUACGCGGAUGUCCAGGCUGUGUUGGCGAAGUAUGACGAUAUAAGCUUACCAAAGUCGGCAACAAUAUGCUACACCGCUGCCUUGCUCAAAGCGAGAGCUGUCUCUGACAAAUCGCCAGUACCUACUGCAACAUCCUUUCUCCCUACACAGCGACUCCAGCUUGGGAGGGCAGGGCCAGGGUUGUCACAGCUUCCCCUGUGGUGUCUGCCUGCCAAGCACAGCUCUGGAGUUAGCCCUGGGUGUGAGUACCUACUAGAAAUGAAAAGCUUAAUCCUUCCCCCGGAACAUAUCCUGAAGAGAGGGGACAGUGAAGCAAUAGCGUACGCGUUCUUUCACCUGGCACACUGGAAGAGGGUAGAAGGGGCUUUGAAUCUUUUGCAUUGUACCUGGGAAGGCACUUUUCGGAUGAUCCCGUACCCCUUGGAAAAGGGACAUCUGUUUUACCCCUACCCAAUCUGUACAGAAACAGCAGACCGUGAACUGCUUCCAUCUUUCCAUGAAGUCUCAGUUUACCCAAAGAAGGAGCUUCCCUUCUUUAUUCUCUUUACUGCUGGACUGUGUUCCUUCACAGCCAUGCUGGCCCUCCUGACACAUCAGUUCCCGGAACUUAUGGGGGUCUUCGCAAAAGCUAUGAUUGACAUGUUCUGCUCGGCAGAGCUCAGGGACUGGAAUUGCAAGAGUAUUUUCAUGCGUGUUGAAGAUGAACUGGAAAUCCCACCGGCACCUCAAUCUCAACAUUUCCAAAACUGAACUCAUCACCCUUCUUCCCUCACCACCAAACCACUCCUCCUGUACUCCUGACCUCCGCCAGUGGCACUGCCACCCACUCAGUUACCCAAGCCAGAAACUCAGCAGCCCCCCUCAACUCCUUCUCUCACUGCCCACAUCCCAGCUGUCUCAGCCUCCUCCAUCUUGGGUCUAACCUCCUAAGCCACUAGACUUUCAAUGUAAUUCACCUCUUCUUCCCCUCCUCAUCCCCCCACAGCCCCUUUCUUAAUUUAGGUCUCUGUUAUUUCUUGCCUGGACGCCUGCAAAAGUCUUAACUGGUCUCCUUGCUGACAGUCUUAUCCUCUGUCAGUCUUUCUUUCAUGCUGACACAAAAAUGAUCUUUCUUAAUUACAGGUCUGAGCAUGUCACUUCCCUGCUUCAAUUUCUCCAGGGGUUCCCCCCCAUUUUCAGGAUAAGUCCCAGCUCUUUAGCAUGGCAUGCAAGACCCCUUGGAAUCUGGCCCUUGCUUGCCUCUUUAGCCUCAUUUCUUCCAGUUGUUGCACAGACACUGCUCUUGGGCCACAGUGAAUUACUCACCAUUCCCAGUGCAUCAGGCGACUGUCCACCUCAGCGCCUUUGUACACGCAGUUUGCUCUGCAUGGAAUGUUCUUCCCAUCCCCACCCCACCUGUCCACUCUACUAAUGCCUCUUCAUUCUUUUAUCCUCAGCUUUCUUUCUAACUUUCUCCUAAGCUGAGCUAGAUCUCUGCUUUGUGAUCCCACAGUAUUCCACGAAUACCUAUAUUAUCACAUUUAUUGUACUGUAUUAUAAUUGUUGAAAACUUGUCUGUCCCCCUUUAGAAUGGGAGCUCCUUGAGAGCAGGACUGUGUCUUCCUCAUCUCUGUAUCCCCAAAGC
Hipposideros armiger (great roundleaf bat) is the source of this 2455-nucleotide messenger RNA. RefSeq names its product suppression of tumorigenicity 7 (gene ST7). The coding region runs from base 1 to 1581 and encodes 526 amino acids. The record is from RefSeq and is a predicted model, not a curated record. The transcript has 15 exons. NCBI's taxonomy places the organism in Eukaryota, Metazoa, Chordata, Mammalia, Chiroptera, Hipposideridae.